This is a messenger RNA of Pieris rapae (cabbage white), 995 nucleotides long. Its product is annotated as 3-oxoacyl-[acyl-carrier-protein] reductase FabG-like. The coding region runs from base 107 to 865 and encodes 252 amino acids. Lineage: Eukaryota; Metazoa; Arthropoda; Insecta; Lepidoptera; Pieridae. The transcript has a single exon. The record is from RefSeq and is a predicted model, not a curated record.
AUAAUAAUAUUUUGAUAACAUAUUAGAAAAUAAUACAUAUAAACAAGCAAUUAUGUCACGACUGCAAUAGUAUCUUUUUGACUGUCUUACUAACAAUAAGAAAAUAAUGAUUUUUAGUAAUAAAGUGGUGUUAGUAACAGGAGCUAGUUCUGGUAUAGGAGCAGCUACAGCAAUUGAAUUUGCAAAAGAAGGUGCUAUCGUAGCAAUAGUAGCAAGAAAUGAAGAAAAAUUAAAUAAGAUUGCACAUGAAAUCGAAAAGGUUGGACAAAAACCUCUCAUUUUAAAAUCAGAUAUAAGCGAUGACAACGAGGCCAAAAAUUUGUUAGAGCAAGUGAUAACAAAAUUGGGAAAAUUAGAUAUCCUUGUUAACAACGCAGGCUUGACAAGAUUCGGAAGUAUUUUAGAAGGAAACAUACUACAAUCGUACGAUGAGAUUAUGAAGGUUAAUGUUAGGGCUCAUAUCAAUAUUACAACUUUGGCUGCUCCGUAUUUAAUAAAAACUCAAGGAAAUAUUGUAAAUAUCUCCAGCGUGGCUGGCAAAAUACUUCCAUCAUAUUCAUCAAUGAUUUCCUAUCACAUAUCAAAGGCAGCAUUGACUCAUUUCUCUCGAUGCGCAGCUCUUGAAUUGGCAAGUAAAGGGGUGAGGGUUAACAUCGUGAGUCCAGGACCUGUAAAAACAGACCUGCUGGAGAACGCUGGUGUUGGCUUUUUGAAAUUUGAAGAUGUAUCUGAUGACGCUCCACUGAAACGUGUAUCCGAAUCCGUCGAGGUGGCAGAUAUUGUAUUAUUUUUAGCAAGCAAUAAAGCCAAGGGAAUCACUGGCUCUGAAUACGUUGCUGAUAAUGGCUGGUGUUUACGGAGUUAAACAAAUUAGCAGAUAGCAAUUUUUUUAUAAUUCUUUGAGCACAAAUUUCUUUAAGAACUAAUCAAUUAUGAGAGUGUUAAUUUGGUUUAUCUGAUUCUGUUAUUUAGCAAUAUAUAUUUUGUUUUAGUUA